AUGAAGUCUUUAAAAAGUAAAAUCAAAAACAAGAAAAAGGUUGAUGACUCCAAACCUAAAAAAGAUAAAACAAAACCUAAAGAUAAGCAUUCUAGCAAAGAAGAUGUCAUAGUAAGAUUUGGAAAACCGAUCUUACAGAUCAACUUUAAAAGAAUAAAAUUGCUGGUUACCGUCGCAGUAAUACUGAUUUUGAUUAUAACGAUACUAUCUGUUAAUUGUUUGAUUACUGCAAUCAAGAUAAGAAGCCAUUUGGGUGCGUUUAUUAACAUGAUAUCUAGUGGUGAGGGAGAAAUAUUACCCACCAUGUUGGCAUUACCUACGUUUGUUUUUUUGUGCUUAAACUUGGGGGCAUUUUUCUUUGUGUACAAACUUUUUUCGAAAAAGAAGAGUCCAGGUGCGAACAGCAUUUUAUUCAUACUUAUAUUACUAAUACUUGUGUUGGUUGUUAGCACUGUAUUGGUGGUAUUUAUCACUCUGGGACACGCAUACGGAGCUCAUGAAAAAUUGCACGAUGGUAUUAUAGAGACUAUGAAAAAAUAUGCCGUUAAUUCAUACUAUAAAAUCCAAAUGGAUAGGUUACAAAUAGAAUUCCAGUGUUGUGGGAGUAAAAAAUACGACGAAUGGUAUAAUAUUACAUGGUUUGAUAAAGACGUCUCUUCAAAUACUAGCACAGGUUCUGCUGAUCAAACGCCCUUUAGCUGUUGCGCAAUGAGAACUAACUUACCCUGUAUUCAUUACGACAUAGAAAAAACAGGCCGCAAUUACAUGUACACCCCCGAAUUCAACCUGAGUAUCUCUACAACAGGCUGUUAUACGAGAGUGAUCGAAAAGAAACGACAAGUCGGCUUGAGCAUAAUUGGAUAUCUUUUUCUUGUAGUUUUUUUGGAAUUGCUGCUACUGUUACCUUUGAGAUUUCUACAAACUGGGCAUUCGAUAGAUUCAAAAUUCGAAGGGAAUUCUAAGACUUACACAGUGUGGCUGAUUGGAACAUAUACUGGAAAAAAUCAGUCUAAUGCAGCUCCUGAACCUCCGCCAUUGCCUCCAGAAUUACUAGAUUAA
This is a messenger RNA of Sitophilus oryzae (rice weevil), 1059 nucleotides long. RefSeq names its product peripherin-2-like. The record is from RefSeq and is a predicted model, not a curated record. NCBI's taxonomy places the organism in Eukaryota, Metazoa, Arthropoda, Insecta, Coleoptera, Curculionidae. The transcript has 4 exons. Gene Ontology annotation, cellular component: membrane. Bases 1 to 1059 code for a protein of 352 amino acids.